AUGGCCUCCGGUAUGGGCGGAGGCGUCGGAAGGACAGAAAAUACAGAACACUGGACUAGACUGAAAGAUCACCAUGCCCUCACUUGUAAAGCUACAAAACUGUCACUUUGUUCAGAAGCGAACCUCACUAUUUUCUUCCACAUUUCAGUAAUAUUCAUUAACACGCCAGCCUCUGAAAGAUAUGACAAAGCCGUAGUUGAUUCAAUGAUUUUGCAAAAUCGGUGCAUUGACUGCAUGAUAAUUAGCAAAAAUGACGGACUGUCAAGAGAAAAGGUGGAUCUAGAAAAUACAAUUUUGAAAUACAAUAGAUUCGCCGACUCGAGAUGCAAUGGGAUCCUCCCCAAUUCGGAUGCAUCGCCGGCAGAUGCAUCAGCGAAAGGUCACCGAGAAUGGUGGUUGGAUGAUGAUGAGCGCAGGAGUGGUCACCGGAAAAAAAGAGGAAUGUGCAGGUCAAAUUGGGAGCAUUUUUCAUUUUGGUCAAGGUCGGUAUGUUUUAAUUAG
Acanthoscelides obtectus is the source of this 501-nucleotide messenger RNA. NCBI's taxonomy places the organism in Eukaryota, Metazoa, Arthropoda, Insecta, Coleoptera, Chrysomelidae. The record is from the annotation of a GenBank genome assembly.